CACCACCUGUUUUAGAGAGGCAGAUGAGGUCAGACAUAGGCAUCCAACGUAAGGGAUUACGCCUGAUACCGGUGCCCCCUCGGAAUUUUCACCAAUUCUAGCUAACCAACAAUUGGCUGGAGUACCCCAAUAAUGACACUUUCAUUUCAAGGAAAGGUUUGUGUUGUGAACCGCGCAACGGAAACCAUACGUAAGGUUUAGUUUCGGUUGACUAACUCACAACAGCGGAAACUCCACCGUUUAUGAGCUGAUUUGAAAAGGUGAUCGAAGGCGGAAAAGAAGUGAACGACACCGAAGCACAAUUGAGCGCAGAACGCGGAUGAAACCAUGGAUGUGGCCGUGGAGAAGAUCUUGUCAACGCAAAUAGAGGCCAGGAGAGGUAGAAAAUGGCUUUUGUCCAAGCACGCUGUUGCGAGGGCUGGUCAAAGAUUCGUUUCCUUUGCAGAGAUCCGAUCAGCUCUCGAAUGUGGCACCAAGAGUGCCGCAGACAAAGGAGCUUGGGAGUACAGGUUUGCUGGGGUUAUCGCGGUCGUCGACUCAACAGAAACGAUAGUUCUCACCGUAUACCCUGAACCUGGCUUUGGCAUUGAUCUCGAUAAGGUUCCGAUCAGCCGCGAGAUGCAGUUGCAACACGACAAAGACUGCUCACGAUUAGUGGGGGACAAGAAAAGCUGGACAAGCCAUACUGUGGCCGUAAUAGACCAGAGCGGAUCAAUGCGUGCACCAGACAUUGACAAAAACGUGACACGAUCCGAUUUGGUAUGGCUGACCUUGGCCGUUGAUGUUGUCUAUCAUGGCAUCAAGAGCGGUGAACGAAAGUCAACAGAUGUAAUGUCGGUUGUGUUCAUGAAGGAGGAUGCGACGAUCGUGGUAGAUCGUCAACCAAUCGAUUGGAUACUGUACAAUAAACUCAUUGACAUCAUGAACACAGAGAAGCCGUCUCAAGGCGGCAAUUACAUUCCCGCCUUGGAUGUUGCAGAAACACUUCUGAUGUCGAACAGGAGCCGAAGUUGCGCGCUCACGCUCCUCUUCUUGUCCGAUGGGAAGCCAAGCGACAAAGUGAAACGGGAUGAUAACAGGCACAUAACUGCUACGGGCUGGUUAGAGAGGAUGAAAGCGUUCACGUCGCCUCGAAUUGAAGGACUUGCAAGCGUAUUUGGCAAGAGGUUGAACAUGUGUUUCUGUGCUAUUGGACCACCGGACAACAGUGACUUUGGUGUCAUUAAAAACUUGGCCAACAAAGCGAGAGAAUAUGAAUGCCCUGUAGUUUACCAGAAGGCGACCCUUCGAGCCGAUAUCCUCUCUGCAGCGCUUCGCACGAUGUCAACCACAACCACAGAUACAAUGACUACUCUGUCUCAGGUGCCAGAGUGUCACGUCUACCGAGAUUUUGUGAAGAUGAAGCAAUCUGAGGUGGGAAGCCCUGUAGUCACGGACACUUGGAAAGUCUUUGUACAAAGUGAAUCUGGCGGACCUCUUAGGCCUUGGAAAAAGAGAAUCGUCAAAUGCCAGUGGACCAGGCAAGAUGGGUGGUCCACAAUCCGUGCAGUUUUUUCCGAUCCAACUGCGAUCGGCCUUGCAUGGGAAACUCGAUGGUUUGGAGAAGGCAAGGAACGCCUUGCGAAGGAGCUCCGAGAGGUUGGACCCGAUGAGGUGACAUUUGUUGGCCCACCGAUGGUGCUCAAGGCAUCGAUUACUGUUAGCCGAUUGGAGGACGUCGAUUCGCGAGAGUUUCACAAGCGCUUUUGCAAGUCACAGCUUAAAGCGCAAGAUUUUGCUAGACUUUUCAACGAAAGGGCAGCCUCGCUUCCUGUGACUAUUCCUCGCAUUGAAUUUAUCCCAUGCUGGGUUUACAUGGUUGAGACUGAACCAGGAGAACGCAAGGGGUACCUAGUCGAGCCUGCACUCGAUGUCAGUCAAUAUAGAAAGUUCAAUGACAACGCUGGAAACGUUCAUGCACACCUUGCUUUGAAGCGCGCUUCCAGCAGAAAACUGCAUUUCAACGGUGCCUUUGCCUCACUACAGUUCGGCGCCCCAUUGAACGCGAUUUGCGAGGAGUCCGAAGACGAGGACGAUAGCGACAAUAGUGAAGCUUCAGCUGUCAAAAGAAAUGCACAAGCCCAUACGAGGCGCCUGUUUUGCGAAAAGAAACAAUACGAGGGACUUUCGGAAGGACUGGACGAAGGCGAUGUUUUGCAAGCAUUUUCUUGUUUUACUUACAAAGUGGCUUCACGUCGCAGGUACCUUGUGUGCGACCUGCAGGGUACAUUCGAAGAAGGCGGUAACAGUCCACUCUAUCGUCUCACUGACCCGGCGAUUCAUACCAGUGCGCUAGCCCAAGAGGAAAUUCGACAAAAGUUUCACGCAGACACUGGCUCAGACGCAAACAAUGGGAGCAGGAUUGGAACCACCCUCAGAAGAUUCGGGAGGACUGACAGAGGGCAAGAUGGUAUUGACGAUUUCUUUCGAACGCACCAAUGCUCGAAGCUGUGCAAAAUGUUGGGCAGUCGGAGACUACGUUCAUCAAACGAGGACAUCUAUGCGACCCAGACGAAGAAUGGGCAUCAAACGACAUCAGACUUUCUACGCGACUUAGACCAAGAACGAAGAUUGAAAAUGAGAAAUGAGUCCAGCCAUCAAAAGAGCUUCCGGCCAAUUUGAAUGGCAACCGCGGACAGGUAGUUGAUCAGGACUUGGUAUUGCUGUGGGUGUCUUGCUCAGCAUCGAUGUUCCUGAAUGGAACUCGAGGCAGAUUGGAAGAAGGUCUUUGGAGGAGCUGCACAGUUCGACUAUUUGGAGCAGCAGCAUCGUUCGUGGGCGGAAUUUCAAUGUAUUGAGACCAGGACUCUUUGAUGUGAUGCAGUGUGGGUAGGUAGGUACUAGCCUGGUAGUUAGAGAGGUUACUGGCAUAGGAAAGUAUGUUAUCCUGAUUCGAUCUGUGUUGCAGUGACGAACAUCAGCGCAGAAGAUGAACAGGAUCAGCCCAUGGCAUUGCAAUGCAAAAUUGUAAAAGUACCUAUAAUGCAGUCAAAAAUUGU
Molecule: messenger RNA, 3038 nt
Organism: Seminavis robusta
Lineage: Eukaryota; Bacillariophyta; Bacillariophyceae; Naviculales; Naviculaceae
Source: the annotation of a GenBank genome assembly